AUGUCCGAAGCAAAGUCAAUCAUUGUUAUUGGUGGCUCGCGUGGCAUUGGCCUGGGCAUAGUGAAACAGGUGUUGUCUGCUUACCCCCAAGCCACUGUUUUUGCCACUGCCAGAAACCCCGAUAAGGCAACUGAGCUUCAGGCUCUUUCCGACUCAAACAAAGGAAGAAUUCAGAUUGUGGCUGUUGAUGCAGAUGACUCAAAUUCUGUUCUCCAGGCUGCUGCUAAAAUUGGAGAAAAAAUUGGGUCUCUAGAUGUUGUGAUUUACAAUUCUGGCGUUUUGAGUGGAUUUGGAAAUCUGCUUGACGUGGGCGCUCAGCCUUUGAUUGAGAACAUGACUACGAAUGUUUAUGGCGCGUACCACGUUGCUGUUGCGUUCGUGCCGCUUUUAUUGAAGUCCAAAUACGAGAGGAAGUCUCUGGUCUUCCUUUCUUCCUCGUUUGCUUCUAUGCAGCUGGCCGAUGAGAUUACUGCGGUUCACGAAGAGGCAUUUGGAAAAGGAUUUGACGCGACAGCACUGUAUAACGUUUCAAAGACUGCUUUGAAUCGUCUAGGAAAGGAGCUUGACACUGUUCUGGCCCGACAGGGUUUGCCUGUUCUUUUGGUUCAUCCUGGAUUGGUGAAGACUGAUAUGAACGCUUAUGGAAAUAUUGAAGUGCCGGAAAGUGCCACUGGAGUUGUUAAUGUAAUCCAAACCUAUACCCCCGGGAAGAAGAACUUCUACAGCUGGAAUGGCGAUGCGCUGCCGUGGUAA
Molecule: messenger RNA, 753 nt
Organism: Trichoderma asperellum CBS 433.97
Lineage: Eukaryota; Fungi; Ascomycota; Sordariomycetes; Hypocreales; Hypocreaceae
Product: putative secondary metabolism biosynthetic enzyme
Cellular component (GO): cytoplasm
Molecular function (GO): oxidoreductase activity
Source: RefSeq, a predicted model, not a curated record